AUGAUGAGAAUGAGGCUCCAAUGGAAUAAUUUAAUGCUUGUGGCAGCAAUUGUGGCAGCUCUACUGACCUGCAGCUUUGGUCAGGGUGAUAUCGGCGUCAAUUAUGGGUUGAAUGGAGAUAAUCUUCCACCUCCAGCAGAAGUUGUAGCCAUGUUUCAGAGGUGUAAAAUUCCAUACAUGAGGAUUUUUGAGCCGAAACAUGAGGUGCUGGACGCGCUAAAAGGAACAGAGAUCAUACUCAGCCUUGGAACCAGAAAUGAAGAUAUACAAAGCCUUGCACAAAGUCCAGAAGCAGCCACCGCCUGGGUUAUUGCUCAUGUGCAGCCUUAUGCAAACAGUGUGAAAAUUGGAUGGAUCACUGUUGGUAACGAGGUGAUUCCAGGACCGUUUGCCCCAUUUGUUGGUCAAGCCAUUACUAACGUUCGUACUGCUCUUGCUUCCGUUGGCUUGCCUCCCAUUCCUGUGACAACUGUUGUUGCAAUGACUGCAUUAUCAGUCUCUUAUCCGCCCUCAGCAGGAGCUUUCUCAAAUGAUUCGUUGGAUGCCAUGCGCAGCAUUGUACAGUCUCUUGCAAGUGCAGGUUCACAAAAGCCAACACCCUUGAUGAUCAACGUCUAUCCUUACUUCGCUUAUGCGUCUAACCCGGUAGAUAUAUCGUUAGACUAUGCCAUGUUCAAGGGGGCAACACCGGUGGUUGAUGGAGAGUUGAAAUAUUUUAGCUUAUUUGAUGCAAUGGUAGAUUCUUUUUAUGCUGCAUUGGAGAAGAUCAACGCGAGCAAUGUUCCUCUUAUUAUAGGCGAGACUGGUUGGCCUUCAGCAGGGAACGAGCCAAAAACAAACAAAGAAAACGCGCAUAUGUAUAAUCAAAAUCUGAUUGUCCAUAUUAAAGGGAAUGGAACACCAAGGAAACCAGGCCAAUUGUUGACAGCUUUUUUCUUCGCAAUGUUUAACGAGAAUCUGAAGGCACCAGGAGUUGAGCAGAACUUUGGAUUAUUCACUCCACAGAAGCAGCCCGUGUAUCCACUUUUGAAUUGUUAGCCAUUAAUUACAAUGAUGGAUAGAAAUAAUACAUUUACU
Mangifera indica (mango) is the source of this 1077-nucleotide messenger RNA. Its product is annotated as glucan endo-1,3-beta-glucosidase-like. Gene Ontology annotation, molecular function: hydrolase activity, hydrolyzing O-glycosyl compounds. Gene Ontology annotation, biological process: carbohydrate metabolic process. The transcript is spliced from 2 exons. Gene Ontology annotation, cellular component: plasma membrane. Lineage: Eukaryota; Viridiplantae; Streptophyta; Magnoliopsida; Sapindales; Anacardiaceae. The coding region runs from base 1 to 1038 and encodes 345 amino acids. The record is from RefSeq and is a predicted model, not a curated record.